GUAAUGGCAGUCGAUCUGUAUCAGUCUGUUAAAUGUCAAACGCCAACGAGAGUUGUCGAAUAGCGACUGAUCGGUGACGUUCUUGAAUAUACAUAUGGCCGCGAAGGAGCCGAUCGUCGUCGAGUCAAUCGACAGUGGCAUAGCCGAGCCCGGGAUCGAGCCCGGCGCCUCCACGGAAACGAUGCUUGUCACUACUGACAGCUUCGACGAGUACGAGCAGGAGAUGAGCAGUAGCAUCGAUGGUGACAGGCAAAUGAAAGAGAGCACCACCAGCACCAUCUCCGAAAUCCAGGAAGACGUUGCACAAGACAUUCCCACGACACCUACCGCCGCCAGUCCGCGAGAAUCUGAGAAAACCCUUUCUCUAGAUGACGGGGAAAUGGACGAGGUCGCGCAUCGUUUGGGCCAAAGUAACAUAGACGGAGACCCAUUGCGUUGCAAAGCAUGGCUGGCGCAGAAGAAGCACAUUUUUAUCUUGAGUCAGGCAGGGAAACCCAUAUACUCUAGAUAUAGUUCAGAAGACAAACUAGUCACAGUUAUGGGUGUUAUGCAAGCUUUAGUGUCGUUUGUUCAAGCUGGUAGUGAUAUGAUCAGAUCAGUGCACGCGGGUGAUACAAAUUUCGUCUUUGUAGUAAAGGGUCCAUUGAUUUUAGUGGCAGUGUCCAAAACUUUGGAAAGUGUACCUCAGCUCACUUUACAAUUAACAUAUGUAUAUAAUCAGAUAAUCUCUGUAUUAACACAAUCUCAACUAAAUAGAGUAUAUGAUCAAAGGAGAAAUUUUGAUCUAAGAAGAUUAUUAAGUGGCAGUGAAAGACUGAUAGAUCAUUUAUUGAAUUUUAUGGACAGAGAGCCUGCUUUUUUUCUAGGAGCUAUUAAAUGUUUGCCCUUGCUUCCUUCUAUGAGAAGUUCUAUUACACAGACUAUCAUCCAAACUUGUGCUAAAAUCAAGAAUUUAGUAUUUGCCAUACUUCUAGCCAAUAAUCAAUUGGUUACACUAGUUAGAAUGAACAAAUUUUUUCUACAUCCAAUGGAUCUGCAUAUAAUCCAAAAUCUGGUGGACAGUUCCGAGUCACUCAAAACUGCUGAAAGCUGGACUCCGAUAUGUCUACCGAAAUUUGAUUCCAAUGGAUACAUGCAUGGUCAUGUGUCAUAUCUGGCAGAAGAUUGCCAAGCCUGUUUAUUAUUACUUACUGUUGAUAGGGAUGUAUUUUUCGUGUUAUCGGAGGCCAAACAAAAAAUUGUGGAGAAAUUGCGACGGACAAAUUGUUUAGAAGCGAUAAACGAAUCUAUGAAUAAACCGACGGUAACUACUGCCGACAUUGGGUUGCCUGAGAUGCGACAUGUUCUAUACAAAUGCAAAAGUACCGCGCAAUUUUGGAGUCCCGGGCUUCAACCACCUUAUACAACGGACGAAGAAAUAGAACGAUUAUUGGGUGUCUAUCAAUGUUUGCAUCAUAGAUUGCAUUCUCCUAGUCGACCCUUAAAACUUAUAUUUCAGCAACUAGAUAAGGAAACAAUGCUAGCAUGGGUGGCUUCUGGUUUUGAAUUAUAUGUAACAUUUGAACCUCUGGUAACAAAACCAGAUGCCAUUGAGGCAGUGAGCAAGCUAUUGAAGUGGAUAAAGAAAGAAGAAGAAAGGUUAUUCAUUCUGAAUUCGCCUACGUUUUAAACAUUAUCAAGUUUUCUGUUUUUAUAGAACACAUAGAGAAUAUGGAUAGGAAUAUUUGUCGACCAAAUUUUAAGAGUAUAUAAGAUUGCAUUGCAAGGAUUCCAAAGCAAAACGUUAUCAUAGUAAAUUUCUCAGAAUAAAAAUAUAGUUAUUAUUCGUCCAUUAUUAUGCAUCAGUAAUGAUAUCGCUAUUUUUUUAUUUAAUAAAGCAAUUGUAAUAUAAUACAAAUAAUGUGAAAAUGUACAUAUAUUUGAAUAAGUUACAAUGAAUGUAUGUUGUAAUUUUAAUACCGAUUUCUUGUAAAUGUCACAUACCGGCGCUAAGAACAUACAAACAUUGUUACAAGAAAAAUUAAAGAAAGAUUAUUAGU
Pogonomyrmex barbatus (red harvester ant) is the source of this 2039-nucleotide messenger RNA. It is a transcript of the gene Mon1, whose product is annotated as vacuolar fusion protein MON1 homolog. Gene Ontology annotation, cellular component: Mon1-Ccz1 complex. NCBI's taxonomy places the organism in Eukaryota, Metazoa, Arthropoda, Insecta, Hymenoptera, Formicidae. The record is from RefSeq and is a predicted model, not a curated record. Gene Ontology annotation, biological process: endosome to lysosome transport via multivesicular body sorting pathway; protein targeting to vacuole.